CCGCGAUAAAGAGAAGUGAUUAGGCCGAUGACUUCAUCUUCAGCUUGCUAGUUGUCACUACUCACUUCGUGGUCCAACCACAUAAUAUUUGUUCAUUCUGACUUCCUUCAAGAUGGCAGACGAAGAUCUCUCAAUAACCACAGCUCCCGCUUCCACUGCUUCUGUACGUCCUUCGGGUCACUUCUACCCUUUCGCUACCUCGCCGGACAUCAUCCGCUCUCACGAGAAGGAUGUCUUCCUGACCGCGAGUUUGACCAACCAAGCCCAAACGAUCGCCCGCUCCCUCCGGGGUGCUCGAUUCGCGCAUACUCAUUCCGAGGCCAUCAAACGUCUGACGGAGAUCCUAUAUUUCUCUCUUACCACCUUGAUCGGGAAUCGAACAUUGGGGGAGGAGUAUUGCGACCUGGUGCAAUUGGAGGACGACACACUGCAGCUACCAUCUCUGUUUCGGCGGAUCGGAUACAUCCUAAGCAGCGUUCUACUGCCGUGGACGCUUCAGCGGAUUAUCCCCGCAUUCCGACAACGACUGCGAGCCAAGCUCGAACGUAGCAUUGCUCGCCAAGAGUACAAGAAGGCCCCAACAACGACAGGCGCGAGCAAUGAUUGCAAGCAGUCCGGCUCUCUUUUCUCGAAGCUGCGCAUACAACGAUACAUCCUCGAUAACCUCGACUCGAUCACCUCAUUGUCGCCGAUCUAUGCCGUCAGCAUCGCGACUUUCUACUUCACCGGCGCCUACUACCACCUGUCAAAACGCUUCUGGGGCUUGCGCUAUAUUUUCACCAAGAAGAUCAACGAGAAUGAGCAACGCGUUGGGUAUGAAGUUUUGGGCGUUCUUCUUGUCCUACAAAUUGCAGUCCAAGGCGUUUUGCACAUCAAGAAGGUAGCAGCCGGCUUGAAGCAUGAAGGCCAAAACAUUCAGUCCGAGGUCGCUGGAGCCGGCGGCCAAGGCGACGCGGUGAUAACUUCCAUCGAAAACCCGUCUUCGCUUCCGCUUCUUCCGGCUAGCCGUGCCCGGUACGACUUCGCCGAGGACUCGAAUGCCGUUCCUUGGAUACCUGCAGGCCAACAACGCAAGUGUACCCUAUGCCUAGAGUUGUUCAAAGAUCCGAGUGCCACCACCUGCGGGCAUGUUUUCUGUUGGACAUGUGUUCGCGACUGGGUGCGCGAGAAGCCGGAGUGUCCGCUUUGCCGCCAGGAGGUUCUCCUGUCUAAAGUCCUACCCUUGAGAGGGUAGUAGUAGUUUCAGGAGUGUCCCACAUGUUCCUGCCGUAUACGGUUUUUCUUGGCAUGUUUCAGCGUCGUAUAUUGCUUGUUUCAAAUAUACCCUUUCUAGUCAGAGAUAUAUUUUGACAUUUCCUAGCUAGAUUGCAGCC
Aspergillus homomorphus CBS 101889 is the source of this 1373-nucleotide messenger RNA. RefSeq names its product ubiquitin-protein ligase peroxin 10 (gene pex10). Gene Ontology annotation, cellular component: peroxisomal membrane. The coding region runs from base 113 to 1234 and encodes 373 amino acids. The record is from RefSeq and is a predicted model, not a curated record. Gene Ontology annotation, biological process: protein import into peroxisome matrix. Gene Ontology annotation, molecular function: zinc ion binding. NCBI's taxonomy places the organism in Eukaryota, Fungi, Ascomycota, Eurotiomycetes, Eurotiales, Aspergillaceae. The transcript has a single exon.